AACGCACCGACGCGGAAAAUGAACGAAACAUUGUCAAUAAACCUGAAGGACGUGAAACAGGACCUACUGCUGGGCAUAAUCGAGUGUAACAAGCGGGGUCUGGUACAGAGUGCCAAAUGGCUAUCGGAGCUAAACCACGGUUUGUCUGAUGUUUCUCUGAAGCAUACCGGUAAAUCAUUCGAAAAUCUGCAUUCCGGCAUUGCCAGCGAGGAGUACGAUGACUACGUGUUGGCAAAGAGCUACUUCGACGUCCGGGAGUACGACCGGUCGGCUUACUUUACGCGAAAUUGCAGCUCGACGGUUCCGCGAUUCUUGCACAUGUAUGCGACGUACAUGUCCAAGGAGAAGAAGCGUUUGGACAAUAUGAGCGAUAAUUCGAUAGUGAACUCCAACAGUCAUGUGAAGGACUUCUCCGAACUGCUGGCCACGCUCCGGGCGGAUCAUGGCCAAAAGAAACUGGACGGAUAUUGUUUGUGGUUGUACGGGGUCAUCCUGAAGAAGUUGGACCUGAAUCAGAUGGCGGUGCAGAUCUUUGUGGAUGCCAUCAAUGCAGAACCGACGAUGUGGGGUUCGUGGUUGGAGCUGGCUCCGCUGGUUACCGAUAAAAAUAUGCUGCAAAACCUAAAACUGCCCAACCACUGGAUGAAGCAGAUCUUCAUCGGAUACACCUAUAUCGAGUUGUUCCUAAAUGACGAAGGAAUUAAGAUUUUCGAACAUCUACAAACCACCGGCUUUGGCAAGUGUAUUUUCAUACCGACGCAGCUGGCGAUUGCCUUCUCGAACAAGCGGGACGUGGACAAAUCUAUUGAAAUAUUCCGGCAUCUGCACGAGGUGGAUCCGUACCGGUUGGACAAUUUGGACUCGUACUCGAACUUGCUCUUUGUGAAGGACAUGAAGACUGAGAUGGCCCAUCUGGCGCACAAGGCGGUCGACAUCAACAAGUACAGCCCGGAAACGUGCUGCGUGGUAGGGAACUACUAUAGCAUCCGGGCGGAUCAUCACAAGGCCGUGGUGUACUUCCAGAGGGCGUUGAAGCUGAAUCCCAGGUAUCUCUCGGCGUGGACUUUGAUGGGGCAUGAGUUCAUGGAGAUGAAAAACACAAAUGCCGCUAUUCAGAGCUACCGGCAGGCUGUUGAGGUCAAUCGACGUGAUUUCCGUGCCUGGUACGGCCUUGGGCAAGCGUACGAAAUUCUGAAAAUGCCAUUCUACAGUUUGCACUACUACAAAGCAGCUCAACAGCUGCGUCCCUACGACAGCCGAAUGCUGGUUGCCCUGGGAGAGACAUACGAAAAGCUGGAUAAGAGCGAUAAUGCUCUCAAAUGCUAUCAGAAGGCUUACAACGUCGGGGACAUCGAAGGUGUGGCAUUGUACAACUUGGCUCGUCUGUACGAGAAGCGAGACGAAAUCGAAAAAGCCAUUCCGGCGUUGCUUAGAUUUUGCUCGGAUGAAAAGGCCGUUGCGGACAAGAGUUCUCUGUGCCAUGCCUACAUGACUUUGGGAAAUUUCUACGAGAAGAAUGAUCAAUUUGACAAGGCAUCGCACUUUGCCUACAAGUGUUUGGAGCACGAAGAGACCAAGAGGGAAGCGGAAGCCCUGCUCAAGACCAUUGCUAACAAGAGAUCACAGAAAGCGGCCGCAACACUUGCUGCUUCUGCCAAGGAACCAUCCUCCUCGACGGGUAAGGAGAACACUACCGACAUGGACCUGGAGGAAGUCGAAAUGGAUGAGAGCAACGUGGGCCGGAUGGUGGACAUGGUGAUGGCCCAGGAUGACAUGCUGGUCGAGAAUGACGAACCGGAAUUUCAGCUGGAACAAGCCGUCGACGAUAUCUCGUCGCUUUCUAUCAUUAUGGAACAUGGUUCGGAGGAAAAUGAAUAAAUUGGUCGGUUCGAUUGA
Messenger RNA from Ochlerotatus camptorhynchus, 1896 nucleotides. It is a transcript of the gene Cdc23, whose product is annotated as cell division cycle protein 23. Gene Ontology annotation, cellular component: anaphase-promoting complex. The record is from RefSeq and is a predicted model, not a curated record. Bases 19 to 1878 code for a protein of 619 amino acids. NCBI's taxonomy places the organism in Eukaryota, Metazoa, Arthropoda, Insecta, Diptera, Culicidae. Gene Ontology annotation, biological process: anaphase-promoting complex-dependent catabolic process; protein ubiquitination; cell division. The transcript has 2 exons. Gene Ontology annotation, molecular function: protein binding.